AUGGCUAAUAAUUGCCAACUUUGUAAUGAAAUUUUUUCUUCACGUAAAAAGCUUGUAAUUCAUGAGAGAAUUAGGCAUCGGAAUAACAAAAUUAUACCUCACCGUUAUUUACUUACCCAACCUCCUCUUGAACAAAUCAUAUUUUAUCAGGAUGCGUUUAUAGUUCUUAUAAAAAAACGACUUGGUUUUAAUAGACAUUCUAUAGGCACAAAACAAGUUUCAAUUAACGCCUUUCCUGAAAAUAUAUUUGUUUACCUUUUUGAGAAUGAGCCUUCUUUCCGGUAUAGUCCUGUACAACAAAAAUAUUCUUGUUCAUUUCAGGGUGAAGCUGGCGAGCAGAGACUGAAGCAAUUGGUCAAUUAUGACUAUUGGAAUGUUCGACAAGACCCGAAAUUAAAAACUAAAGGUUACGUUUUGUUUAUAGAUAAUGAUAGCUCCUACGAAGUUACCUUUAGUUGGUCACAAUCAGAGUUAAAAGAGAAUGAUCCCGUAGCCCAAACGAAUGCACCAAAUCCACCACAACUUCAUGAAGUUGAUUUAAACAAAAAUUCUAAUAAUAUAAGAUCUUUUCAAAGACAUUAUAGAUUUAUUUUACCCCGUGUCCCUUUUCAACAAAUAAAUCACUAG
This is a messenger RNA of Cetraspora pellucida, 627 nucleotides long. NCBI's taxonomy places the organism in Eukaryota, Fungi, Glomeromycota, Glomeromycetes, Diversisporales, Gigasporaceae. The record is from the annotation of a GenBank genome assembly.